This is a messenger RNA of Mercenaria mercenaria, 730 nucleotides long. Its product is annotated as sarcoplasmic calcium-binding protein-like. The record is from RefSeq and is a predicted model, not a curated record. The transcript is spliced from 3 exons. Lineage: Eukaryota; Metazoa; Mollusca; Bivalvia; Venerida; Veneridae. The coding region runs from base 169 to 702 and encodes 177 amino acids.
AUAAAUUUAAACAAAUGAUUUUCUUAUGGAGCGUUUUUUACAGUAGCGUAUUAAAAAAGCGCUGGAACUUUACAUAUGUAAACAGUAAUUCUACAAAAAUCUUCUGUAAAGAUAUAGUUCGUUAUACGUCAUUUACAGCACGAGAGUCAUCUUACACCGGGGUGUAAGAUGGAGUUUUCCAGCAGCUUUUCGACCCUCUCCAUUAAAUCCCGUUAUUUGAGUACAGUCUUUAUGCAGAAGUUAUUUCAACCAAAAGAAGCGUUCGUAAAUCUCGCUCACCUAGAAGGAGAACGUAAGGAAGAAGUGUUACAUACGUCGCAGAAACUGUGGGAUCAGUUCGUAUUCCGAGGCAAAACUGGUCCAGUAACCGAAGACGGGUUCAUUCAAAUGAUUAACGAUGACCUUAAGAAGGACAGGAAGAAAUUUGAGGAGAAUAUGCGAAAGGCAUGCAUUGACGACUUAAAAAUCGUCAGUCAGAGUGGAAACGAUUAUUUGACUGAAGAAGAAUUUAUAAAUGCAUACAAGGCCGUUGGUUUCGGAAAUGACGACUGGAAUAAGAAAUUGUUCCAGGCGUUCGAUCCUGUAGAUGGAAAGGUUAACAAUGAUAAAAUUGUUGAAGUGUGGUUUCAGUUCUUGGUCAGUGAAGACAGUUCAAAGAAGGAUGUUGCCUUGGAAUUGUUGGAGAGUUAUCCUGAUUUGUAACGGACAGUGCCAUAAAUAUCUGAACACG